Molecule: messenger RNA, 4174 nt
Organism: Ictalurus punctatus (channel catfish)
Lineage: Eukaryota; Metazoa; Chordata; Actinopteri; Siluriformes; Ictaluridae
Gene: gal3st3
Product: galactose-3-O-sulfotransferase 3
Exons: 4
Coding region: 690-2045 (451 amino acids)
Biological process (GO): glycolipid biosynthetic process
Cellular component (GO): membrane
Molecular function (GO): galactosylceramide sulfotransferase activity
Source: RefSeq, a predicted model, not a curated record
CCGAAAUGUUGACACAAAUAUAUAUAUAUUUAUAUUUCGUCUGUUUGAACAGAAACCAAAACCUGUUUUGGAUUAGUUUUACAUCUUGAACUGAUGCGUUGCAUCUUUGCUUCUAUUUCCUGACGAUGUUGCCAUAUUAGUUGUAUUUAUUGAUUUACUUGUUUAUUUAUCAUCUAAACACAAUUAUAGUUUAAGGCUCCGUGUUUAGCUUAACUGUAACCGUAAGCCGAUUAGAGCAUUUAUAUCGAGCAUCUGGAGGAUCUGUGCCAACCCAAGCGUGAUUAAACAAUGGCGCGGGGUGUACGAGCCAAUCAGGCACAAUCUGGCAACCCAUCCUACCCCGCUCGCAUAUCAUCGGUGUGGACUGCGGUCAGUCCGACACUCAAACGGACCACUCCAGGUGUGUUUCCUUUCAUCAUCCGGAUUUCUGCUCCCUUCCUCUGUCUCUGAUUCUCAUUAAUGCCUCAGGUCUCUCCGAGGUACUUAGCGCACCAUACAGGAGAAAUAUAGGCAGUUUCUCAUUAACCCGCACUAGCCUGGCGAAACCGAUGUGACACUGCUUGAACGCGAAUGCUGACGGAGAUGGAGUGAGUGUGCAGUGAUAUGGACUUGUGAAGGCUGGCAGAGGAUCAGAGCUGCUCUGAUUUCUGAGCAAAUCUUUCCUGCAAUAACGGACAGCAAAGUAACAGAUGAUGUCUCAGAAGAAGAUUUUCCUGCUCCUGGUGGCAGUUAGUACUGUCAGUUUGCUGUUGCAUCAUGGGGGUCACCUCGACUGGACCAUGGAAGUAUUCCGACUGAGCUGUCCAUCCAUGCGUUCUUCUCAAACUGGCACCAGAGUCAAACACACAAAUGUGGUCUUCCUCAAGACGCACAAGACAGCCAGCACUACUGUGCAGAACAUAUUAUUCCGCUUUGCAGAGCGUAACAACCUCACGGUGGCGCUGCCAGUCACCUCGUGUGAUCACCAGUUCUGCUACCCACGCACCUUCAGCAGCCAUUUUGUCCUGCCAUACACCAUGCCCCCGAACAUUGUGACCAAUCACAUGCGCUUCAGCUACUCUGAGCUUCAGCGCAUUAUGCCCAAUAAUACCAUCUACAUCACCAUCUUACGUGAACCCGGUACCAUGUUUGAGUCUCAGUUCACCUACUUUAAUCAGCACUGCGAAGCUUUUAAACGAGUCCCCAAUGGGUCUCUGGCUGCUUUUCUGGAGAAGCCCCAGGCUUACUAUCGUCCAAAGGAGGAAGAGUCAAUGUAUGCGAGGAAUACGCUGACCUUUGACCUGGGUGGCGAUAAGGACCGACCAUCCACAGAUGUGAGUUACGCAAAGCGAUUUGCUGCAGAAGUGGAACGUGUCUUCUCACUGGUCAUGAUUGCAGAAUAUUUUGAUGAAUCACUAGUCCUGCUGCGGCAUCUGUUGUCAUGGGACCUCGAGGAUGUGCUCUACUUCAAGCAAAACAUGCGCAUGGCUUCCUCUAAAGGCAACCUUUCUGAAGCUCAACUGCAGAAAAUCCGGGAAUGGAAUUCCAUCGAUGCUGCGCUGUAUGACCACUUUAACGCCUCACUUUGGAGACGGCUGAAUGAACUGGGGCCAGCUUGUGUUGCUAGGGAAGUAAAGCUGCUGCGUCGUGCCCAAGAACAGAUGAUACGUGGCUGUUUUGGCGGCAGUUUGCCUCGGAUACGCUCAGCUUCGGAGAUCACCAACAAACAGCUGCGGCCAUGGCAGCCCAGCAGCAAAGUGGCUAUUGUUGGGUACGACUUACCUGUCAAUGUAUCAAAGGAGUCUGGCAUGUCAAAGGACGUGUGCCUGAAAAUGAUCAUGCCUGAAGUGCAAUAUACAAGACAACUGCUGCAGUUGCAGAUGCUGCGAUACAGAAGCAGGUACUUUGUAAAUAAAAUGCCGCGCAAUGGGCUGAAACCCUUUGGCCAGUUCGUAUGGAAACACCCCUAUCUUUCCACUUCACGAAAUUCAGUGACACUGGGGAGGCGCCCCAGAGCAGCUGCACGGUUCUUCCACCAGGCACGUCAACGUCAGUCCCACAAUUAGCCACAUUGUUUUCUUCUUUCAUCUUGUGACCCAGACCCAGGGAAAGACCUAUGAAGAACCGUGAAAGUCCAAGAUUAUACCAGCCAUUUAAAACUCGUACAUUAUUUGAUCAUUUUAUCAAAGCAGGUCGAAUGGAAGGAGAAAAGUGUUCUGACCUGCAAUCACUGACUGUACUUUUUACAAAGGUUUAUCAGGGCUGUGCUUUAGUCCAACAACAGAAAAUGUCUGUAAACUCAUUAGUUUGAAUAGAGACAAGUUCUUGACCAAUGACAAUGCAACCCUCUUAUAGGGUGAAAAACACUGAGAUAUUUAACCUAAUUAGAUUUUUCUGUGGAUGCUACUUGGGUUACACUACCCUGCAUUUGCCCUGCCAUUGUUAAAGGAGCUUGCUGAAUGGCUCACAGCAUUGAAUGGCAGAAAGAAUUAAUGAGGGACAGAAAAAAAAAAAAGCUAAGGCAGAUGAGAAAAUGGGCUGUCAUGCUACCGUCCAAGACUCGCUAGUUUCGGGAAGCUAUUUGCAGUAACACGGUGACCUUGAAACUUUCCUCAUGACAGGUAGUACGGUGUAGUAGGCACUGUGCUUGCACACUGUUGUACAAUUACAUAUAAGGCUUAACUUCUUAUCUUCUGACAGUCUGACCAUGAAAGCUGUCCUCACAGCAAAUGUACGGGAUGUAAUUUAUCAUUUAUAUUUAAUACUUGAGCUGUUUGAAUCGCUUGAACAUUUUUGUCAUAAUGCUGGUACAUGAUUAGAGCGUAUUCAGGUUUGUUUGUUUUUUAACAACCGGUUUAUUAGUCUGAGUGUCUCAUCUGUGCACUACUGAGGUGUGUGUGUGUGUGUGUGUGUGUGUGUGUGUGUGUGUGUGUGUGUGUGUGUGUUUGUGUGUGUAUAUAAUGUAUAUAAUAUAUUAUUAUUAUUAUUAUAAUUAUUAUUAUUAUGAUUAUUAUUAUUAUUAUUAUUAUUAUUAUUAUUAUUACAUACUGAGCAGUAUCUGAGUCACAAGUUGUGCUACAUCAAUUGUUUAUACAUUCAGUUGAUUUAACCCUACCUCUAAUAGCUGAUAAUCACCAUAUAUAACAACAUACUGUGCAUAUGAUGUGCCUCACACGAUAAAUGAGCUGUAUAACUAGUAUGACUAGUAUAAUAAGUCAAUUUAAACUUUUCCUUUGAAGCCAGUGUCUGUGACAUAGGUGUGUGUGUGUGUGUGUGUGUGUGUGUGUGUAUGCCUAUGAUCGAUUAAAUUAAGAGCCAGUCUGCAAUGUGAGCUUUUGAAAGUGGCCUGCUUUUUUCAUAUUGGAUUCUAGUAUAGAAGAAAUGUUUCUCAGUUUCAUCUGGUCAUUCUAGUACACAUGAACAACACACACACACACACACACACACACACAAAGACACCUUUCAUCUUCCCUUUCAGUUAGGUUAAUAGCAAAUUAAUGAAGAUUUAUCUGAGAAUACUGUCUCACUGGGUGAUUCAGACUAGGCAAAACUGAGAAGAACCUGAUGUUUACACGCAUCAGCCGGUUCACACCUCAUCUUCACACUCAGAACUGUGUCUCACUGAUGUGAGCAUUGGAGAAUGACAGAGAAGAUAAAGCAGGGCUCAGAUACAACUUGAAUCAUAACAGAGGGAUCUUCAAGCUCUGAGAUUCCUUACCAUGUUAAUAAGUGCUCUUGUGUUAUGAAUUAUAUUUAUGUCAGUUUUUUUGAGUAACAGAGCGUUUUAAACAGAUAUGUGUCAUCAGCUGUAGGAUGUGACCUGCUUCCAUUAUUCCUAGAGUACAAUGACACCAUGACUCAGAACAACUCACAGAAGACAAUGAAAUUGUACUGUAUGUAUGUAAGGUGUUGGGAUUUUGUCGUUCCGCUUGAGUUUUUUAAAAAUGGUUCUCAGAUCUUUAAAGGGUACUACUACUUUACUACUUUGUGCUACUGUGCACCUUAUCAGAUGGGCAUGAAAGCAAAACGCGACUGUGUCGUGAGUAAGAUUUUGUAAAAGGACACUGGAUUUGUUUGUUUUUAUUUUCAAAUGGCAUGUUUCUUUGGAACUGGAGCUUUAAAUAAGAUUUUUCUGACAAUCAGAUUUAGAGAUUAUGUAGUAAGUUAUGUAAAGAGAAUAAAACCAAUAAAAUUU